Molecule: messenger RNA, 1564 nt
Organism: Pseudogymnoascus destructans
Lineage: Eukaryota; Fungi; Ascomycota; Leotiomycetes; Thelebolales; Thelebolaceae
Exons: 2
Coding region: 1-612 (203 amino acids)
Molecular function (GO): hydrolase activity, hydrolyzing O-glycosyl compounds
Source: RefSeq, a predicted model, not a curated record
AUGAGGAGGCCUUCGCGACGGUUGACUGGGCCGUUUUCCAGGCGAGGCAGCACGGGUUUAGAAUCAUUAUCCCUCUCACUAACGCUUUUGUACGUAAAAUAUCUUCCUUACACCCUACUAACAGCACUUCAGGACUACUACCACGGAGGCCGAUUCAAUUUCCUCCGCUGGCGUGGCAUCAACAUCACGCAAAGCGAUGCUUCCCCCCUCGUCGGCGAGUUAUUCACGAACCGCCAGAUCAUCAACGACUUCAAGAACUACAUCCGCAUCCACAUGACACACAAGAACCCCUACACCGGGCUCACCUACGCACAAGACCUCACCAUCCUCGCCUAUGAGACGGGCAACGAGCUAUAUGGCAACGUCUGGGGCGACAUGAACGUUCGCGCGUGGGUUCAGGAGAUCGCGAAGUACACCAAGAGUCUCGGCCCGCACAAGCUAGUCCUCGAUGGCACGUACGGUGUCAACACUACGCAUCUUGAUAUUCCGGAGGUGGACAUCUACUCGGACCAUUUCUACCCGCUGGACGCGAAGAAGCUGUCGGCGGGGAUUGAGAAGGUGAGGGGCGCGGGGAAGGUGUAUUGGAGCGGGGAGUAUGCUUGGCGGGAUUGAAUGGGAAGGAGACGCCGCAGGGGGACUCGCUGGAGAUGGUUUGCGGUUAUUGAGGCGGAUCAGAAGAGGGAGGAUUCGGUGGUUGCGGGGGAUGCGUUUUGGAGCUUGUUCAUGCACAAUGCCGUACACGAAUUAUUAGGUGCGCGGCAAGGCGCGGCAUGGCAUGGCAAUGUCUUGGGUGGAUCUGCGCAUGUUUUAAGGGAGUUCUCGUGCUAUAUGCAGUGUAUUUUCGUCGCCGUCACCAGUAUCAUAUCAUAUCAUAUCAUCCUCUAUCCCUCUUUCCUCAUCCUCAUGCCCAUCCUCGGCACUCUCUCUCCACCUCCCGCCGGGUUCUUCCGGAUCCAAGCAUAUUUAGCCCACACAAAAACUCACUCAUUGGUCCAAAAUCCGCCUUAUGACAGAACUCUGACUCGUAACUGGGUACACGCUGAACUGGACUGGGCUUGUGUGGCCCGGCUGGUUAGAAAAUGUCACCAUAACAUACCGGGCUGGCUGGUGGUCGUCAAUUACUUACCUCUAAAUACCCUAAAUAUCCUCAAAUUGUCCUCCUACGUACCAAGUAGCAGUUAGAGUUAACCUCGCUGUCGCUCUCGCCCAGGAAUAGACGACAUACCUACCUACAAUCCACCCACAAACGCUCUACAACCAAACCACCCGCAACAAUGAACUGCCCCUCCCGCACCGACGACACCGACGGCCGCGAAGGUUGGAACCAGAGCCCCAACCUGCUCGCCGGCACCAUACGUGCCGACUUCAACGGCCGCACAAAUGCCACAGCGCGCCGCUCUUUAGAUCUUGAUGUACCAGGAGAGGAUGUUCCUAUAGCCCAGUCCCUAGUCGAUACGCCGCCGCCCGAGAAGGGGGAGAAGGGGCCGGUCGUUGGGGAGAAAGGUGAUCUGGCGGGUCAUCUGACGACUGGAGACGGAGAUGGCGGUGGAAGUGGAGGAGGAGG